Molecule: messenger RNA, 612 nt
Organism: Ambispora leptoticha
Lineage: Eukaryota; Fungi; Glomeromycota; Glomeromycetes; Archaeosporales; Ambisporaceae
Source: the annotation of a GenBank genome assembly
GAACAACACGAAAAUAAAAUUGAUGAUGCUGACUCAGUUUCCCAGGAGAUGAUGAGUGAGGCGGAUAAGGCACAAUCUAAACCCGAAGCGACCGAAGAAAACAGUAGAGAACCGUGGAUUCGUUUUAGUGUAAUGGGGGAAGUAGCAGAAAGAAUUAAACGGGAAGUUAUUCAGGAAGAAGUAAUAGAAAUACGGGGCUAUUUAAGAAAUGAACAUUUAAGGAUUAAAAGAGAAGGGGAAGCGGGCGAAAAAUAUAUUGAAAAAAAAGUUGGGCGACAAAUAAUAAUAAAAGUGGUAGAGUUUAGUAAACUUGAUCUGGAUUUUGAGAAAAUUGACCAAGAUAGUUCUAAUCAAGUAAGGCUGCUUGGCAAAAUAAUUACUGACUUGCAAGAUCCAGAAAAAAAACGAAAUCCGGAAAUACUAUCUUUCAAGUUAGCCGUUCCCCGCGAAGGAGUUAAAUCACCGCUUUUCUUUUGCCGGAUCAAUGAAAAAGAAUUAAUAUCGGAAGUUAAUAAAAAAUUAAAAGGAGGUGAUAUUAUUCUUCUCGAAGGUUUUUUGCAAACUCAAAAAAUAGAGGAAGAAAGGGGGGGAGAUAAAAAAGAAAUUUCUUGA